GCCCCGGAAAUGCGUGUGCUAGCUUUCUGUGUGCUUAGGUGCCCGAGCUACUGAGGGUCUAGGUCCGGGCAGCCGAAGAGUGUGGUAGGUAACGGUCGUCAGCGCAAGGGUCAUUUCGUCGCUGGGAAGGGACGGCCCUCGCCCGCGGUGAUGGUGGUUAGCAAGAUGAACAAAGAUGCGCAGAUGAGAGCAGCAAUUAACCAAAAGUUGAUAGAAACUGGAGAAAGAGAACGCCUCAAAGAGUUGCUGAGAGCUAAAUUAAUUGAAUGUGGCUGGAAGGAUCAGUUGAAGGCACACUGUAAAGAGGUAAUUAAAGAAAAAGGACUAGAACACGUUACUGUUGAUGACUUGGUGGCUGAAAUCACACCAAAAGGCAGAGCCCUGGUACCUGACAGUGUAAAGAAGGAGCUCCUACAAAGAAUAAGAACAUUCCUUGCUCAGCAUGCCAGCCUUUAAGAUUGAAUUAGAUUGUGUUGUUUUGUGGUUUUAUUUCUGAAAGUAAAACUUGCCAUAAAUUAGGAAUUGAUUUCCCCAAAUAAAAUCCUUUUUUGUAUGAUGGUAUACAGUUUUCAGUAAUGAUGUAUACAAUUGUAUUGAUUUUUUUCCCUAAAUGUGUUAUUUUAAUAAAUAUCUCAUGAAUGAG
This is a messenger RNA of Kogia breviceps (pygmy sperm whale), 643 nucleotides long. RefSeq names its product ENY2 transcription and export complex 2 subunit (gene ENY2). Gene Ontology annotation, biological process: positive regulation of DNA-templated transcription; poly(A)+ mRNA export from nucleus; regulation of transcription by RNA polymerase II. NCBI's taxonomy places the organism in Eukaryota, Metazoa, Chordata, Mammalia, Artiodactyla, Physeteridae. The record is from RefSeq and is a predicted model, not a curated record. Gene Ontology annotation, molecular function: chromatin binding; transcription coactivator activity. Gene Ontology annotation, cellular component: SAGA complex; nuclear pore; DUBm complex.